Messenger RNA from Candidula unifasciata, 358 nucleotides. NCBI's taxonomy places the organism in Eukaryota, Metazoa, Mollusca, Gastropoda, Stylommatophora, Geomitridae. The record is from the annotation of a GenBank genome assembly.
CGGACAUUUUGCAAUAGUUCGUCGAGUGACCCACAAAACCACCGGACAUGCUUACGCGGCCAAAUUUAUCCGCAAACGGCGGGGAGGCGGCAGGAAGGGCGCCCGAAUGGAGGACAUCCACAAGGAGGUGAACAUCCUGCGCCAGCUCAACCACGGUAACAUCAUCAACCUGUACGACGUCUACGAGACCAGCCUGGAGGUCGUCCUCAUUCUGGAACUAGUGACUGGCGGAGAACUCUUCGACUACAUCUCGGAGAAGGACCACCUGGGCGAGGAGGAGGCCUCGGCGUUCAUCGCUCAAAUCUUGCACGGGGUCAAACAUAUCCACGCCAAAAACAUCGCUCACCUCGACCUCAAG